CGCCGUCGAUCUGCUGCUGCAGGCGCUCGGCGUAGGGGCUCAGCGAGGCCUGCACGCUCUCGGCGUUGUCCUGCAGGCGCUCCCGCAGCUCGGCCGCGUAGGGCUCCAGCGCCCGCCGCAGCUCCCCGGCGCUCUGAUCCACCCGCGAGCGCAGCUCCUCGGCGUACGGGCCCAUCUUGGCCUGCAGCUGCCGGAUGUUGGUGCCGAUCUGCUGGUGCACCUGGUCGGCGUAGGGCGCCAGCUUGGCCUGCAGCUCCUGCAGCUCCCGCUGGAUCUGCUCCUUGAGGCGCUGUGAGUCCUGUGCCAGCUUGGCCUGCAGCUCCAUGGCGAAGGGCUCCAGGCGCUGCUGCAGGUCCUCGGCGUAGGCGCUGACGCUCUGCAGGUUGCUCUUCAGCAGGGUGCUGGGAACAGGGGACACGUCAGGGCCUGUGAGCCCCCACCCCCGGGCCCUGCCUGCCCCCCGAGCCCCCCGAGCCCCCCGGUCCCAAGGCUGGGCUCACUUGAGCUGCUUGCUGAGCUCGGUCUGCUGCAGCUGCUCCGCCGUGUCCUUGGCAUUGCUGCCCAGCUCCGUGAAGUACUUCCAGAUCACGCUGGCCACCUCGUCAGGGUUCACAUCAGCCCGGGAGCCUGCAGGGGGUGCUGGGUUCAGAGCUCACACAGUCCCAUUCCCCCGGGGACAGCGGGGACACUGCCAUCCCUGCCCUGCUGGCACCAGGGACCCGCACAACACCUCACCUGAGAUCGCCAGGAGAAGCAGGACAAGGGCGGCCGCCUUGGGCGCCAUCCUGAGGGCUGGGGACUCCUGUGGGAGCACAGAGAGAGGUGAAGGAAGGCCCAGGGACCAGCAGCCCCCAGCCAGAGGCCAUGGAGAGCCGGGCUCCCUCCCGUCUCCCUCCUGGCUCCCUGCACUGCUCACCUGUGCUGCCAGUGCCGCGGUAGCUGCAGAGCCGGCAGCUCCCAGCACUAUUUAUGCAGCCCGAGGGCUCCUGCAGCUUCCACGCAGGCUGUGACACAGCAAGGGCUUGGACUUUAGUCGGUCACAACGUGGAAGUGCCUGACGUGUGCGCAGCCCUGACAUCACCCAGGGCCCUGACAUCACCCGCGGCCCCGCCGGCCCCCAGCAGGGGGACAGGGACAGACAGGGGUGGGGGACCCACUGAGCCCCUCCUGGGGACAGGGCCUGGGCUGGGGGACACCUCAGUGCUUUGUGGAGGCAGCAAUGGCUCUGUCAGUGCUGGCAGGGCAGUACCUGGGAUGGGUGGCAGUGUGACAGGACAUGGGGGCUGGGGAUGCUGCAGGGACCCGUGCGUGUCCCCGGCCGUGGGCAUCGGGCUCUGGGCACGCACCGGGGGCAGCCCCCGGCCCAGCCCCGGGCACAGCGGAGCCGCGGCCGUGUGUCCCUGCGGGCAAAGGGCACGGCGGGCAGGGCAGGGACCGGCCGGGCAGGGGCAGUGCCAAGGUCCGAAGAGCCUCGCGGUGCCCGAGGGCGAUGUGCCCGGGGACAGGGCCGCUGGAUGUCACCCUUGUGCCGUGCGUGCCCGGGCUGUCCCCUCCGCGGGCAGCGCGCUGGCUGCGCACACGCGUGUGCCCACGCUCGGCUGUGUGCACACACGCACAGACACGCGGGGCACCAGCAGCUCCGUCCCGCGGCAUUUCCCAACUCUUGGCUGGACGCAGCGCCCCUGCAGCCCCCCCGCGCCCUGCCCUGACCUUUGCACGAAUCCCCCGGGCGGCCGUGGGGAGGCUAUAAAGAGAGAGCCCGGGGCUGCCCCCGCGUCAGAGCCCGGCACAGGUGAGUGGGGACACCCCCGGCGAGGGCCGUGCUGGGAAGGGGACGGGGUCGGGACCCACAUCGUGCGCUCUGCUCUCUCCCCAGCCAUGAAGGCGUCGCUGCUGUUCCUGCUCGCCUGCACGGCCGUCCUGGCGCUGGGAGCAAGGGCCGACACGUCCGAGGAGCCGAAGGCGCUGGUGCAGAAGGUGCAGGAGCUGGCCCAGAAAGUCUCGGCCAUGACCAAGGACGCCUUCAGCAGGGUGCGGGAGUCGGAGGCAGCGCAGCAGGCCAGGCAGUGGCUGUCGGACAACGCGGAGCUGGCGAAGCAGCGGCUGGCGUGGCUCAAGGAGCAGCUGGCCGAGCUCCUGAAGAAGACUCCGGCCUCGUAGCCUCGCCAGGGGCUGCCCGGGCUCCGUCGGGGCUGGGGACCCCCGGCUCCCCCCCGUGUCGUGGUGCUCUCAAUAAAGCGGGGCUGAUGCAAA
Agelaius phoeniceus (red-winged blackbird) is the source of this 2253-nucleotide messenger RNA. NCBI's taxonomy places the organism in Eukaryota, Metazoa, Chordata, Aves, Passeriformes, Icteridae. The record is from RefSeq and is a predicted model, not a curated record.